This is a messenger RNA of Daphnia pulex (common water flea), 1714 nucleotides long. Its product is annotated as chitotriosidase-1-like. The transcript is spliced from 9 exons. Lineage: Eukaryota; Metazoa; Arthropoda; Branchiopoda; Diplostraca; Daphniidae. Gene Ontology annotation, molecular function: chitinase activity; chitin binding. Gene Ontology annotation, cellular component: extracellular region. The record is from RefSeq and is a predicted model, not a curated record. Gene Ontology annotation, biological process: carbohydrate metabolic process; chitin catabolic process. The coding region runs from base 85 to 1479 and encodes 464 amino acids.
AAGGAAUUAUUGUCAUUUGAGUUCAGAAAGAAAACGGUUUGUACCAAGCAGUAUUUUUUCUGAAACGAAACCAACCCAGUUACUAUGAAGAUAGUCGCCAUAUUGGCGUUUGCCUUACUAGUUACCUUGGCCAAUGCACAAGGAAACUACAAAAAAGUUUGCUAUUUUGCAAACUGGCCAUACUAUCGCCCAGGAGCUGGGCAGUAUGGCGUGGACAAACUGAAUGCAUUCGAAUGCACCCAUCUGAUUUAUGGGUUUGCGGUUCUUGACAAAGUAACUUACGAGAUGGUAGUUUAUGAUUCCUACGUCGACAUAGAUCUAGGUGGUUACCAAAAGUUCACUGGGUUGAAAGCACAAAAUCCUAACCUUAAAACGCUGAUUGCUCUUGGCGGCUGGAACGAUUCGGCUUUCACUACUCAGUAUUCAGAAUUGGUGUCCGAUCCGGCCAAAAUGGCGAACUUCGUAUCGAAAGCUCUUGCUUUCGUUCGCCAGUACAACUUUGAUGGCCUGGAUUUCGAUUGGGAAUAUCCUGGGGACCCAGGAAAGCCUGAAGAUAAAGCAAAUUUCAUUACUCUCCUCAACAUGCUUCGUGACGCUUUCAAGCCAUACAAUUUGAUUUUAGCCAUGGCGCCGUCUUGUAGCAUCAAACGGGCUGAAGUAAGUUAUGAUAUUCCAGGUAUCGCCGCCGCCGUCGAUUUUGUCAAUUUCAUGGCAUAUGAUAUUCAUGGAUCAUGGGAAAAUACUGUUGAUCAUCACGCUCCUCUUUACCGACGUGAUUUUGAGCAAGGCGUCGAUGCUGUUAUCAUCUCUGAAGCAGUCGACUAUUGGUUGUCUAAAGGGAUGCCUGCCCAGAAGCUGAUUUUUGGAUUGCCCAGCUACGGUCGUACUUUUAGAUUAGCUAGCGCGUCACAAACAGCAUUGUUGUCUCCAGCUAUCGGCGCUGGCCCUCAAGGCCCAUAUACCGGCCAAGAUGGCUUCCUUUCGCUGUACGAGAUAUGUAGUUACCAACAGAGCGGCUGGACGGUAGUCACUGACCCAACUGGAAAAAUGGGGCCUUACGCCUACCAGGGUACUUCUUGGGUUUCGUGGGACGACAUUGACAUGGUCAUCACCAAGGUAAAAUAUGCCAUGAGUAAAGGUCUCGGUGGUAUCAUGUUUUGGGAGCUCACCUUGGAUGACUUUAACGGCGUCUGCCAAAUGGGUCCACGACCGCUCUCAAACGCCAUAACUGCUACACUUGAAGGACGCCCUUUCAAUACUGCUACUCCGGCUCCAACUCCAACUCCGUUUCCUAUAACAACAACCAAAGCCAUGACCUGCACAAGUGAAGGAACAUACUACGCCGAUCCUGCCAAUUGCAGCAAAUAUUAUCGAUGUGUUAACGCGAGAAUCCAAACUUAUUAUUGCCAGAGUAGUCUUGUUUUCAACUCUGCAAUUAACGUAUGUGACUGGCCCUACAACGUACCUGGUUGUGCUUGAUGUUUUAGAUUUUUGGAACGGGAAAACAAAUAUUUACCAAAAAAUAUUACCCAGGAUACAAUAAACAAAAAUAUCAGAUAAAAAAAGUUUCGCGAUCUACUCUUUUUUCUUAGAAAUUGAAACAUUUUUAAUAAUAAAAUAUUUGUGUCGAACCAUAACCGAAAUAUGACAGCUCUGUGUCGGUCUGUUAUUUAUAGCAGACGAUAUUUUAAAUAAAUACAAAAUUGGCAGUUUA